Molecule: messenger RNA, 806 nt
Organism: Macadamia integrifolia
Lineage: Eukaryota; Viridiplantae; Streptophyta; Magnoliopsida; Proteales; Proteaceae
Product: apoptosis inhibitor 5-like protein API5
Exons: 3
Coding region: 322-759 (145 amino acids)
Biological process (GO): regulation of programmed cell death
Cellular component (GO): nucleus
Molecular function (GO): mRNA binding
Source: RefSeq, a predicted model, not a curated record
AGUCAUUUUGGGUCAUCUCAUCUGUUCGUUUACCAACAAAAAAAAAAUCUCAUCUGUUCGUUUAUAACAGUUAUUAUUAACACCCAGACUCAACCCUCGUUCUCUUCUGUACUUCUUCGCUUCUCUGAAAUUGGGACUUCUUAGUUCCCUCUCUCUCGCUCUUCGUUUAUGAAACCCAUCUAGAGCGUCUCUCGCUCUCCAUUCUCUACUCUUUUACUACUGUUUUACGAGGAUAGAAGCUUAAUAAAUUGAAUACGAGAUUGAACCCUUCUUCAUUUCCCCAUUUUCUCUCUGUGUGAGCUCUGCCUAUCCCAAGUAGCAAUGGUUGAUGGGUCUGAAGACACAAGCGACGUCGAGAAGCUCUACGAGUAUGGCGAACGACUCAACGAAGCCAAAGAUAAAUCACAACAGAAUGUUGAGGACUAUGAAGGUAUAAUAAGAGCAGCUAAAGGCAGCAUAAAGGCUAAACAAUUAGCGGCACAGCUCAUUCCCAGGUUCUUCAAGUUCUUCCCCAGCAUCUCCAGCCAAGCAGUUGAAGCCCAUUUUGAUUUGUGCGAGGAAGAGGAGCUUGGUGUAUCUUGCAAUCAUGACAUUAACCAUCUAACAGCCAUCGUGAUGCAGAUUCUUCACAAAAAUAGGCUUGUUUUAUUAGGAAUAAGUCUAGGGUUGGGUUGUAUAUGUGUUGGGCCUUCAGUUCAUGUGGUUUGGAGUGUAAUGGGCCGCUUUUAUGGGUCUAAACUGGGGGUAUUAAGGUUGUAGACCAGAUUAACUAGUUUGUUUCCUUUUUUAGUUGGCUUCAAUAUAAG